Molecule: messenger RNA, 1310 nt
Organism: Polypterus senegalus (gray bichir)
Lineage: Eukaryota; Metazoa; Chordata; Cladistia; Polypteriformes; Polypteridae
Product: ficolin-1-like
Exons: 8
Coding region: 166-1086 (306 amino acids)
Source: RefSeq, a predicted model, not a curated record
UAAACAUUUCAUCAUCGUGGCUCUUGGCAAACACUGGGCAGAAUAAAGUGCAAGUCCUCACAACAGAAAGCCCCCCAGCGUGGACUUUUAGUUUUUUGUGGUUUCGAGGGCAGCACACGCAGAGGAAUCGCCCCACACUUCUGUGAAAAGGAUUGAAUUUACGAGAUGCUCCAUUCAGAAGGCGCAGCUGUGUUUUUUGUCAUUUUUGUUCAUCUACUUGCAGCAGAAAAUUCCUGUCCUGAACUGAAAUUAUUGGGUCUCAAUGAUAAGGACAAAGUUGCCAUCUUGCAAGGCUGUCCCGGUCAUCCUGGAGUCCAAGGCAGUAAAGGAGAGCCAGGUGCCCCCGGGAUGCCAGGUGUAAAAGGAGAUCAAGGACCAAUUGGAAAGGCUGGACCUCAAGGUGCUAAAGGAGAGCCAGGAGUUGCAGGACCCCAAGGACUUAACGGGGCGCAGGACUGCAAGCAGCUGCUGGACCUCGGGAACACGCUGAGCGGCUGGUACACCGUGUACCCACGGAACGGGAAGCCCCUUAGUGUCUUCUGUGACAUGGACACCGAUGGCGGAGGCUGGAUCGUGUUUCAGAGACGAAUGGAUGGCUCGGUGGACUUCUUCCGUAGCUGGAUCGAAUAUAAAAGGGGCUUCGGCAACAGGCUUUCUGAGUUCUGGCUGGGCAAUGACAACCUCCACACCUUGACCUCCACAGGUUCAUUUGAACUCCGAGUAGAUUUCCAGGACUUUGACCAUGCUGCAACUUUUGCCAAAUUCAACGGAUUUCAAAUCCUUGGCGAGGAGGAAAAGUAUCGACUAACUGUGGGUGGCUUUACGGACGGCUCUGCAGGCGACUCCUUCACUGGCCACAACAACCUGCUGUUCUCCACCAAGGACCAGGAUAACGACAAGUGCGCCUGCAACUGCUCCGAAGCGUACAAAGGUGGCUGGUGGUACGGAGAAUGUCACUCCUGCAAUCUGAACGGCCUCUACCUGCGAGGGCAACACGAGAGCUAUGCCAACGGAGUCAACUGGCAUUCGGGCAAAGGGCAUCACUAUUCGUACAAAAGCACCGAGAUGAAAUUUAGGCCGCGGUAAGGUCCAUACGCUUUCUAAAAAAAAAAAAGAACCCAACACGUGACAUACGGGGGGACUUGAAGUGACUCGAGAAAGAUGUCCACUGCCCCCCCACACCUGCUGUUGCUUCUACAUGUUCAUGGUCCACAUGAGAAGACCACUCAAUCCUGUCCCUGUGCUUCAUUAAGUUUUGUAUGCCACCCAAUACUUCAUAUUCUGUUAAAUAAACAUGGCAGUUGACUUAA